AUGACGAGCACGCCAAAGAGUUGGGAUUUCAAUACACCAACACGUUAUGAACGAACGAGUGUUCCUAACGUUUACGCAACUGGCGAAGUGACUUUAUACGGUGGUAUGAUUUAUGGACUUGUCGUGCUCGGUUAUGAUAUGGAAGACUUUGGUGAUCAUACUGAACGAUUAUGCCAAACUUCACGAUCCUAUGAAAUCAAAGAAAAGAAAAAGCCAAAUUCGAGAAACGAUGGAUGUUGUUCUAUUGGUAAAGUUAAAUCAUGUACAAAUGUGGGUUCGGGUUGA
Messenger RNA from Funneliformis mosseae, 285 nucleotides. Lineage: Eukaryota; Fungi; Glomeromycota; Glomeromycetes; Glomerales; Glomeraceae. The record is from the annotation of a GenBank genome assembly.